Synchiropus splendidus (mandarinfish) is the source of this 2878-nucleotide messenger RNA. It is a transcript of the gene klf5b, whose product is annotated as Kruppel-like factor 5b. Lineage: Eukaryota; Metazoa; Chordata; Actinopteri; Syngnathiformes; Callionymidae. The transcript is spliced from 4 exons. The record is from RefSeq and is a predicted model, not a curated record. Gene Ontology annotation, biological process: regulation of transcription by RNA polymerase II. The coding region runs from base 93 to 1262 and encodes 389 amino acids. Gene Ontology annotation, molecular function: DNA-binding transcription factor activity, RNA polymerase II-specific; RNA polymerase II cis-regulatory region sequence-specific DNA binding.
ACAAACGAGGAGAAAGACCGUCUGACAGCCCCGACCAGUAAAUCGGAUCAUCGAUGCCUCCUGGUAUUCGAGCGGGACCGAUCUGACCAUUCAUGGCCGCUUCGGCGCGCGGCUGGUGUGCGCCGUUUCAGGACGCGCAGUUUCCGCGUAAAACGGCGCCGCGGACGACCGACGGUCACCGCGGUGAAGCUCAUGGACAAGUGCGCUGUGACACAGGUCCUUCUCCUAACCACUUCAGCGGGGUGAAACCUGAAAUGGACUGCUUGUUUCCCUCACUGCCUCAGAAUUCCAAGAUGUUACUACGGGAUGGUGGUUUGGUGCUGGACCAGCUGUUCACCAAAGAACCCCCACCCUCCUAUAUGCCCCACCCCAAUGCUACAUAUGAGCACCCUGGUCACUGCAGGACAAGUCAGGUCAAGAUGGAACCCUCAAACUGUCUGAUGCUCCCACCCUCAAUCCCAGAAUACCCCGGCGUUUACAGCAGUAACUUUUACUUCCCACAGGAAGCACAGAAUUUCCAAAAUAUCCCCCAAUUCCAGCUGCUGAACAGCAAGCAGCCCAUUCACGGACCCCAUCUGAACUCUGCUCCUGUGGUGCCAAUAGGUGUCCCAGUUGGUCGUAAUCUUACAAACGACUGUUUGGUUUUCAACCCACAUUUAGCACAGCAGGGACUCCCAGCGUACCUGCCUCCCUCUCCCCCCAAUUCUGAGCCCUCAAGUCCGGACAGAGGGAGAGACUUGCUCCACGAUCUCACCCCACCUCCCACUUAUGAAGCCAGUAUCGCCUACAAAUUCACCUGCUGUCCCAGCGACCCACAGCAAACACCAUUCACUCCCAUUCAAAGCUUUCACAGCCCAGACUCAACUCAAAGUCCACGUCCCGAAAUGAGUCAACCUUAUAGCCUGAGUCCAGGGCUGACCAAGCUGAGAUCUCCGGAGACGACCCCAGCAGCCCCAGCGAUGCAUAACAGAAGGACAAACUCAGAUCUGGAGAGACGAAGGAUUCACCACUGCAACAUCCAAGGUUGCAAGAAAGUCUACACCAAGUCAUCACAUCUGAAAGCCCAUUUACGGACACACACAGGAGAGAAACCGUAUCAGUGCUCCUGGGACGGAUGCGGCUGGCAUUUCGCUCGCUCCGACGAGCUGACACGUCAUUUCAGGAAACACACAGGAGCGAAGCCUUUCCAGUGUCGAGUGUGUAACCGCUGCUUCUCACGCUCGGAUCACCUGGCGCUUCACAUGAAGAGACACCAGAGUUAGACUGCUGCUGAGGAAGUCGCUGGUCCAGGGCUCGAACCUGUGAAGCUUUACAGCAGUUCUUUAUUAUUGCUGUUGUUAUGGUCACUGUAUUUUAUACAUAAAAUAUUAGGAAUAAUGUACAAAUAUUCAUUUUAAACAUAAUUUAAAAUCAUCUCUGUUUCUCUCAAUUUUAAUUUUAAAUGUAAUAUUUCUUUUUUCUUUUCUUUCAAAAAUUGCUGGAACAAAAGGAAAAAGAAGGCCAAUAUCGACUCAGGAGGAACUAAAAUUCAAAACAAGCUCCUGGAUAUGAAGUUCCAGGGGUGUGCUUUUUAUUAUUAUAAGCAAGGCCACAUUUAGACAUAAUCAUAAUAAUAUUCAUAGUCAUAAUAAUAUAUAUAUUAUAAUAACAUUCAUGAGAUUCUGACCACAAAGGAUGAUCAAGAUAGGCUGAGGUGAAAGAGGAGGGUAGAAAAUAUUAAAAAAUUAAUAAAUAUUAAUAUUUGAAGUGUAUGAAUAUUUAAAACAAAACAUUAGUUAAUUAAGUGUAAUUCAUUCAGUGGUAUGGAGAGAAUCAUGAGUUUCUAUAUUUCCAAAGUUCAUUUGACAAGAACUUGAAAAUAUUGUUUUUAACUCAUUCUUUUUGUGUUUUAAAUAUAAUAGAGAUAGAAUUCAAGUCAAAAUGGUAAAAUAGGGUAAAACAAAGGUAUACUUUUUUUGAAGUAUGAAGUUUACAAAACAUUGAAUGUGUCAUGAAAAGUGUUUUAUAUUUAAAAUAUAUAUCAUAAAAUGCUCUCAUUUAAGUUAUUUAAGUUUGAAAAGCAUCUUAAACAUUUCUGCUUUAAUAGAUGUGGAAAGAUUCAGUAACAUGAGGAAUCAUUUACCAUAAUUUAUUAAACUCAAGCUAUAAAAAUAUAUUGACUAUAUUGACUUUAUCAAAACUGAUGAGGUAUUUUUUCUUAGACAUAACUGCAUUUUGAAACUUGCUUUACAUCCAAAUCAGUUGUCAAAGUGCCUUCUAUUAAUUUAGAAAUUAUAAGAAUGUGACAGGAAAGAACAGCUUCUCUUUCCUGUCUCCUCUCGCUGCUGAAUCCUUUAUGUUUCUUCUCUUAUUCCUCUCUUCCUGUAUUGUUGUAUCAGCUUUAAUUUUUUUAUAUGCCAGUGCAGUUCACUCGAAAUGUUCAAUUGGUUAUCAUGCAUUGUUGCGUUUACAUUUUGUUGUUUGAGCAGCAUUCUAUAGGUUUUUAUUUUCCAAGUUGAGUUAAUGUUUCCUCUGAUGUGUGUUUUUAAAGGAAACCAACUGUUUCUUGCUUAAAUAUAAAGUGUUUUGUUUGAGACACGAAGAAGCUCUCCUGAUUGUACUUGGUGACGUUGAGUCAUUUUUGAUUCUCCACAAACAAGGUGACCAAGAACAAGGUGGGUUUUAGGUCAGAAAUGAGCAGAAAUAAAAAAUGUCAAAGUGUGGAGACAAAAAAGUGGUGGAUGCAUGUCAUCAGGUCGAGUACUGUCAGAGGCAGUGGAUUGGAUUUUACACAUGUAAUCUACAAAUUGAAAAUGAAAUGCAUCUUGUUUUGUUCACCUCCUUGUGAAAUUUCCUCCCACAAUUGGAAAUCUCUACCAUUAAACAUCUCCACAAUGAA